GGAUCAAAGUUGUCACUUGUCAACCUCACAGACAUCACAGACCAUAUGUAGUGAUUGUUCAGCGGUAGCUUCUUCUCCUUCCACAACCUCCGGAUGUCAUCUGACCCGCAUUCCAUGGAGAAGCCGGUGAGCAUCCUCUGGUUCCGACACGGUCUUCGUCUCCAUGACAACCCAUCGUUACACGAAGCUGUCCAAGACGCUGAAAAAGAGGGAUGGCAACUCUUGCUCAUGUUCAUCUUCGAUGGCGAAACGGCUGGCACCAAAUUGUGCGGCCUCAAUCGAUUCAAUUUCUUGUUGGAAUGUCUCAAAGACAUCCACGACCAAUUGCAGACUCUGGGCACUCGGCUCCAUGUGUGCCAUGGCGCUCCUAUUGAGAUCUUUGAAGCCAUCCACCAAACCCGAGGGAUUGCCAAGCUUUGUUUUGAGCAGGAUUGCGAACCCGUUUGGAAGACAAGGGAUGAGGGGGUAAAAAAUUGGUGUCAGACCACUGGCGUCCCUUGGGUGGAAAAAAUUGGGCACACUUUGUGGAACCCACAUGAGGUAUUGGCUUUGAAUGGAGGCACGCCUCCGGUGACGUUUGCCAUGUUUAACCACGUGAUCUCGGCCAUGCCCAAACCGGAUCGUCCCAAGGCCGAUGUGGAUAUGUCCCAGGUUCAGUUCGCUGCCAUUGAUGACGAGUUAGGGCGGAAGAUUGGACUAUAUCCCACCUUUCCUGGGAUAGACUAUUUUCAUUUGGAGCCGGAAAUGGAGACUGAAAAGGCUUAUAUCGGGGGUGAGCGGAUUGCUUUGAGGGCUUUGGAGUUGAGACUCACACAUGAGUAUGAGGCUUUCACGCGGGGCACGUUUUUACCCAAUCAAAGGGAUCCAGAUGUGCUAUGUCCACCCAAAAGUCUGAGUCCGGAUCUCAGGUUCGGAUCUCUAUCCGUCAGAAAGUUCUAUUGGGGUGUUUUGGACGCGUUUAAGAAGUCGCAACAGAACACCAAAAAACCGUUUAAUCCUCGAAUCAUAUCUCAGUUGCUGUGGCGAGAGUUUUUCUACACUAUGUCGGUGGAAAACGAUUACUACGACGAAAUGGCACGCAAUGAGAUCUGCGUCAAUAUUCCUUGGAAUCCGGUGGAGAAUAAUCCACAUUGGAAGGCAUUUCUGGAUGCUCGCACGGGUUAUCCAUUCAUUGAUGCGGGCAUGAGGCAAUUGUACAAGGAAGGAUGGACUCAUCACGUUGUCAGAAAUGCCAUAGCAUGUUUCCUUACGAGAGGUGACUUGUGGAUCAGUUGGGAAAAUGGACUGAAAGUAUUCCUGAAAUAUCUUCUUGACGCGGAUUGGUCCGUUUGCACCGGAAAUUGGUUAUGGAUCUCAAGCUCCUCCUUCGAAGAGGCUCUAAAAUCUUAUGGGAUCAUCGACCCAAGUCUAUAUGGUCGACGAGUGGAUCCUUGGGGCAAGUAUGUCCAAAAAUACAUCCCGGAGUUGGCCAACUAUCCAGUGGAGUACGUUUACGAGCCGUGGUUGGCUCCGAAAGAGGUUCAGGAAGAAGCCGGCUGCAUCAUCGGCAAAGACUAUCCAGAGCCCAUCGUGGAUCACCAAAAAGCCUCAGCAGAGAACACAAAAAGAAUGAACGAUCUUAAAGAGUAUCUCACAAGACAAUUGAGUCUAGAACCUAGUCCGUCUGUCUCACCGGUGGAAAUUUUAGAUUUCGAGAGUUUGGCGGAGAAUUUUGGCGCACCCGAGGUUCAAUGUUGCCAAGAAUGUCCGUCAUAGGAAUCUCAUUGGCCUCUUGGAAAAUGAAUGUUGUUACACUUGUACUUAAUGUUUUGCUACAUUAGCAUUUUUUUGUUCUGACCUUAAUGGGGAAUUCAGUACCCAAACUAGUCAUGCCCUCCAUCUUCAACCGUCUAUAGCUAGAUCUCGUGGAUAUUCGGCGGUUUAAAGUUUAAGCGAUUAUUUAUUGUUCAAGUGACUGCAUAUUUUUACCCAAAUAAAAUACGUGGAACUUUGCAGUGUU
This is a messenger RNA of Tigriopus californicus, 1999 nucleotides long. RefSeq names its product cryptochrome-1-like (gene cry). Gene Ontology annotation, molecular function: DNA binding; FAD binding. The record is from RefSeq and is a predicted model, not a curated record. Lineage: Eukaryota; Metazoa; Arthropoda; Copepoda; Harpacticoida; Harpacticidae. The transcript is spliced from 8 exons. The coding region runs from base 94 to 1755 and encodes 553 amino acids. Gene Ontology annotation, cellular component: cytoplasm; nucleus. Gene Ontology annotation, biological process: entrainment of circadian clock by photoperiod; circadian regulation of gene expression.